GUGUUUCUGUACGGAGUGUCAUCAAUGUAACACACGUUUUAUGCUAACCGCGGGCUUCAAUCUACAUACAGAGGAUCAGUCUUACAAAACUCAUUUUCAGUCAUUUUACAUUUGACAAGAAUGACAGUGUUUUGUAUUUGACAAACAGUACAAUCGCCAUGAAUCUUGACAGGCUUCGCAAAAGAGUGCGACACUACAUUGAUCAGCAACAGUAUCAAAGUGCUCUGUUCUGGGCUGACAAAGUAGCAUCCUUAUCACAUGAGGAUCCUCAAGACGUUUAUUGGUUAGCACAGUGCCUUUAUUUGACAGCACAGUAUCACAGAGCUUCUCAUGCGCUCAGAUCUCGCAAACUUGACAAGUUGUAUGGAGCCUGCCAGUAUCUAGCUGCAAGAUGUCACUAUGCUGCCAAAGAAUAUCAACAAGCUCUAGACAUACUGGACAUGGAGGAAGCGGCCAGCAAAAAAAUAUUGGAGAAGAAUGUAAAGGAGGAUAAUGGCUCAAGAGUAACCGUGAAGGAAUGGGAAAUGUCUCCUGCCUCAAUCAACAGUUCCAUCUGUCUCCUGCGGGGGAAGAUCUAUGAUGCCAUGGACAACAGACCCCUAGCCAUGUCUAGCUACAAAGAGGCCUUGAAACUGGAUGUCUACUGCUUUGAAGCCUUUGACCUUUUGACAUCCCAUCACAUGCUGACCGCCCAAGAGGAGAAAGAUUUCUUGGAUUCUCUGCCUUUAAGUCAACAAUGUACAGAAGAGGAAGUGGAAUUGCUGCGUUUCCUUUUUGAAAAUAAAUUAAAGAAGUAUAACAAACCUAGCGAGAUGGUGGUCCCAGAAAUAGUCAACGGUCUCCAGGACAACUUGGAUGUUGUCGUCUCCCUCGCAGAGCGACAUUAUUACAACUGUGACUUUAAAAUGUGCUACUCUCUUACAUCAAUGGUUAUGGUGAAAGACCCGUUUCAUGCUAACUGUUUACCAGUGCACAUAGGAACCCUUGUUGAGCUGAGCAAAGCAAAUGAGUUGUUUUACCUGUCUCAUAAACUGGUGGAUUUGUAUCCCAGCAAUCCAGUUUCGUGGUUUGCUGUUGGCUGUUACUACCUCAUGGUUGGGCAUAAAAACGAACACGCGAGGCGCUAUCUGAGUAAAGCCACCACACUGGAGCGCACAUACGGACCGGCAUGGAUCGCAUACGGUCACUCGUUUGCUGUGGAGAGUGAACACGAUCAGGCCAUGGCUGCGUACUUCACUGCUGCCCAGCUCAUGAAAGGAUGUCACUUGCCCAUGCUGUACAUCGGUUUGGAGUAUGGACUCACUAACAACCCCAAGCUGGCAGAACGUUUCUUUAGCCAGGCCCUCAGCAUUGCACCUGAGGACCCCUUUGUCAUACACGAGGUAGCUGUGGUUGCUUUCCAAAAUGGAGACUAUAAAACAGCCGAGAAGUUGUUUCUAGAUGCUAUGGAUAAGAUCAAGGCCAUUGGAAAUGAGGUGACGGUAGACAAAUGGGAGCCGCUCUUAAACAAUUUAGGUCAUGUCUGUCGAAAAUUGAAGAAAUAUGAACAGGCUCUCGAAUACCACAGGCAAGCUUUGGUCCUCAUCCCACAGAAUGCCUCCACUUACUCAGCCAUCGGUUAUGUGCACAGCCUCAUGGGAGAUUUUGAGAGUGCCAUUGACUACUUUCACACUGCACUUGGUCUUAAACGAGAUGACACAUUUUCCGUAACCAUGCUGGGUCACUGCAUUGAGAUGUAUAUCAGCGACUCGGAUGCUUACAUUGGAACUGAUAUUAAAGACAAAGUAAGAAAGACCCUCAGCACACCUGCACUGAUGAAGAUGCUCAACACUUCUGCCGACGGCAAUGAGAGCAGAGCUCAACCGGUAGAAGAGGUGAACGUGUGCCUGGAAACGCAGUCUUUCAAUGCUGAUAAACAAAACGAUGCUUUCCAGCGCUUCCUCUUAGAAUGUGACAUGCACGAGAGCGAUAUGAUGCUGGAGACGUCCAUGUCUGACACCAGUACGUGAUUGAGACCUAUAAAUGGGUCAAAGAGGAACUUUGAGCAUGCGAUGAUGAUAGAAUGUGACACUAAAGAGGACACAAAUAACCCACCCUCCCUCCACCCACCACCCCAGCCGUGUCCUGUGUGUCAGACCCCUGUGGAUUUUUUUACUAUGAAUAAAUGUAAAGAAGUGAAUGCAAAAGGGUUCGAAUGGUUUAAUCAAUAAACCCUGCAUCCAUAUUUUUACACA
This is a messenger RNA of Carassius carassius (crucian carp), 2234 nucleotides long. Its product is annotated as cell division cycle protein 16 homolog. Lineage: Eukaryota; Metazoa; Chordata; Actinopteri; Cypriniformes; Cyprinidae. The coding region runs from base 159 to 2009 and encodes 616 amino acids. The record is from RefSeq and is a predicted model, not a curated record. The transcript has 18 exons. Gene Ontology annotation, biological process: cell division. Gene Ontology annotation, molecular function: protein binding.